Siniperca chuatsi (mandarin fish) is the source of this 2085-nucleotide messenger RNA. It is a transcript of the gene ponzr1, whose product is annotated as plac8 onzin related protein 1. Lineage: Eukaryota; Metazoa; Chordata; Actinopteri; Centrarchiformes; Sinipercidae. The transcript has 4 exons. The record is from RefSeq and is a predicted model, not a curated record. Bases 1114 to 1641 code for a protein of 175 amino acids.
GUGCCCUGGAAGUGGAAGGACUCCACAGUGUCAACAGGGGAGUCACGCAGGGUGAUGGGGGCAGGUGGGACUGGGUUCUUCCUGUAAUCCACAACCAUCUCCACUGUCUUAAGAGAAGUCAGGUACUGGCUCAGGGCCCCCCUGCCUGACCCUUUGGACCCCUGGGUCUGUUUGGUAAUGCACCCAUGUCGCGGCCUUUCCUCUGGUGUCGUCAGGCCAAACUAUAUUUUGCCCCAGCAGUCAGUAUCUCAUUUUUUCAUCAGUCCAACAAUUUUUUCUUUCUGAUAAUUUUCAACACAGCCUCACAGGGUCGCUAGCAUAUCACUGGUUUCAGUCUUAUUUGUUUUGCCUCCCCACAAUCCACAUAGCCUACCUGCAGGUGGUGUUAUUAUGCUGGCCUCAGUCUCAUAUUUGUUUAAGUAAUUUGUCAUUUUAUUUGAAAGGGAAUUCAAAAUGCCUAUCUUUGGAUGAAAAAAAACACUUUUACUUUAGAAAUUAGCCAUAACAGGCACUUCAUGUUGCAGAGGCAGAACUAAAUCUGUAACUGGUGUGUUUCCUCCUGUAAUAAUUUUCUAUAAGUCCUCCUGCCUAUCAGUAAUAGUUCACUAGUAGACUAUAUAAUGAUAAUCCUCUAUUAGAUGCAUAUACUGUGAGUGAGAUAUUCUUGCUCACUUAAAAUGUAUAUAGUCCAGAAAUACAGACACCAACCUUCCCCUACUCAGUCCUCAUUCAUUGCACCACCCAGUGAACAAGGCAGGUGUUAUAACAAGUAAAUGUACUUACAACGGCGGCAUUGUGAGUUAACAUGGUUUGCAACGUUUAUUCCCUCAUGUGUAUCGUUAAUUUGCAUCUUCACUGCCUACAGCAGUGUUUUGAGUCAGAUACAAACGAAACUUAUCUUUUUUGGCGCCGUCAGAUCUGUGUUGCAUGGUUUCAUAUGAGAGUGUGUGUGUGUGUGUGUGUGUGUGUGUGUGUGUGGGUUGGGUGGAGGGAGCAGUCUUUUCAGAGAAAAUGAAACAGCGGUGUAGGUGCAGCAGAGUACACACGUGUUGCACAAAAGUUGGUGGCACUUUCUUUUGAGAUAUUUAGAGCUCACGGAACCGGAGAAAAGGCAUGGCCGUCCAACAGUAUCCUUCAGGCAUGGCCGUCCAACCGUAUCCUUCAGGCAUGGCCGUCCAACCGUAUCCUUCAGGCAUGGCCGUCCAACCGUAUCCUUCAGGCAUGGCCGUCCAACAGUAUCCUUCAGGCAUGGCCGUCCAACAGCAGCCAACCCAGAUGGUGACAGUGACCCAAACCACCCGAAACCCUGGGACAUGGAGCACUGGCCUCUGUGAUUGCUGCAGUGAUAUGGGCACCUGUUGCUGCGGUCUUUGGUGCUUCCCCUGCAUGCAGUGUCAGACAGCUGCCCACCAUGGCUGGUGCUGCUGCAUGCCACUCCUGGACGUCUGCUGUGUGGUGUCCUGCUUACUCCGCUCAGGGAUUAGAGAGCGCCACGGCAUCCCUGGCUCAUGCUGUGAUGACUGCUGCAAGUUAUUUUGGUGUUACCAGUGUGUCUGGUGCCAGAUGAAUCGUGAGCUGAAGAUCAGGCGCAGUCAGUUGGGCAGCACCUCAGUGGUCACCACACAGGUCAUCAGGGGAUAGGACGCAACCAUUUUGGUUGUGGGCUGAGGGCAUAUGACAUGUUUGCCAAAUAACAUAGAGUCUACUAAUGUUCUUAUGAUAAAAACAUCCAAUAAAAGGUUAGUUCCAUUUUUGCUGUUUUAUCAGAAUGAGGUCGAAGACAAAGAUAUCGACUAAAGAAUGUAGCCUACAACUCUAUACUUUUGUACAACAACAUCACAUGUACACCAACUUUUAGCAGUUAGCAUCAUGAGCAUACGUUGUAUAGUAGUGAGCUACCGUUUGUAAUGCCUAGAUUUUGCUGUUUUUUGAGAAUUAACCUUGCUUUUCAAAGCAUUAGAUACAAUGUUAAAGCCAUAUUUUUUGAGCUGAAUGUUAGCAUGUUGGAUGUUAUAAUACUGUAUGAUGUCAGGUCAGGUUAUUCUGACCUUUGAUAAUAAAAUAAAAUAUUGCUGUUUGAGUUAA